UCCUCGCCCUCCAAAAAAUUAUUCACCGCCUUCAAAAUAUUCACCGCCUUCAAAUACAUCAUCUAAUUCAAAUGCACCACGUCCUCCAAAAAACUAUUCCCCUCAAAACACUAAUUCUGAUCCUCAAAAUAAUUCAUCAUCCUUACAACCUGCAGUUCAGGCUCCAACUUAUGUUGGCGGAAAUAAAGGUGAUCGACUUUUGCAAAAGGAGGACAGAUGUUGUAUCACCAAUUCAACAAAUUCCACAACGUCCGCGGUUCCAGGCAAUGCCACUGAUGCAGUUAAUAAAGCUGCCAACGAUGGUAGUUCUCAAUGUAAAGCUAUAUGCCAGAAACUUAUAUAUCAGGCAUUGUAUUAUGGAG
This is a messenger RNA of Racocetra fulgida, 362 nucleotides long. Lineage: Eukaryota; Fungi; Glomeromycota; Glomeromycetes; Diversisporales; Gigasporaceae. The record is from the annotation of a GenBank genome assembly.